Mercurialis annua (annual mercury) is the source of this 2049-nucleotide messenger RNA. RefSeq lists its product as uncharacterized. Lineage: Eukaryota; Viridiplantae; Streptophyta; Magnoliopsida; Malpighiales; Euphorbiaceae. The record is from RefSeq and is a predicted model, not a curated record. Bases 53 to 1780 code for a protein of 575 amino acids. The transcript is spliced from 6 exons. Gene Ontology annotation, molecular function: protein heterodimerization activity.
CUUUUAAAUUUUUCGAACUCCCAAAACUAACCCCAAAAAGAAAACGAAAAAAAUGUCACUCCUCGGCGACGACGGCCGCGGCUUCGAACUGGCACGGCGGCUAGAGUUGCUCGGCAUAUGGCGGACAUGGCUCGGCGACACUCUAUACCCUAAUUUUGUUCAUUUUCUGGCUUCUCCUUCCUCAUGGGACUCCUUCAUGCGAACUGAUCUCUCCAAAUCCAAAGCUCAGAUUCAGCUCCAGCUCCGUGCUCGAGCUCUCCUGUUUGACAAAGCUAGCGCCUCUCUUUUUCACUCUUCCAAUUUUAUCCCUCCCUUCUCUUCCUCUUCACUCGCGGUUUCUAAGCUAAAUCCUAACUAUUUGCAGUUACAUGGUGAUGACGUGUACUUCUCGUUUGAAGACGGUGAUCAACGCCAAAAUGCUGUUAUUUCUAAGAGUCUUUCUAAGUCUUCUUUUAGCAUUGGGUCUAGAUACAAGGAGCCAGAAAUGGAUAGCAUAGCUCAGAGAUUUAGGAAUGAUGAGUUGCCUGAAUCAUGGUAUAAUCAGUUUAUGGAGAAGUAUAAAGUUAAUAGACCGUACAAAUUGUCAUUCGCGGAUAGAGACUCAGACAGACGUUCACCUGAGGAAAUGUCUACUUAUCUUAGACUUGUUGAUAGGCAUAAGCGGAGGCGUGUUUCAUUUGUGCCAAGUAUGCAUCCAAGUUCAGUUUUAGAUGGUUCCAGUUCUGCUGAUGAUGAUAUACCUUUUUUCCCCGAAAUGAUGUUUAUGUCUAAUUGUGUACCUGAUAGCGGACUGCCACGUAUAAUCAGAGUGCAAGAGAAUAAGAAAAUUGAGUUUCAUGGAGUUCUUGAUUCGUUACCUCAAACUAGGAGUUCUGUUGUGAUAGAGAGACUUGGUAUUAGUGUGGAACAGGGAGGACGCACGAAACAUGGUUCUGAAGGAAAUAGGAAACUUCUUGGUCAAGAGCAAGCAUUACAGAUCUCCCAAAAGGUAGUGGCACGCAUGUUAGCACGGACGGGUUUUGACAGUGCGACGGAAGUUCCAGUUGAAGUCUUAUCUCAAGCACUCAGGUGUCACAUCUCUAAACUAGGACGUAUCUUAAAAGUUCUUGCCGAUAGUUACAGGAAACAAUGUUCAGCGACUGACCUACUCAAGAUGUUUCUUCAAACAACUGGAUUUAAUAAUCUUGGAAGCUUGAUGGAGCUUGUUAAGGAUGGCACUAGGAGUGUUCAACUUACUCAGCAACAAAUGCAUGGAUUCCAGUCACAAUUGCAGACUCAGAACCAGAGCACCCUCCGGCUACCCCAGCAACUACAGAUCCCAAGACAAAUGCAUCCACAGAUGCAGCAGCAGAUGGUUCAUCCCCAAAAUUUGACUUUUCAGCAGCAGCAGCAAUUAGAGAGAAUGCAUAGGCGUCAGCAGUCCACUCCUCGGCCUGCAAUGGAUAUGGACAAGGACAGACCACUGGUACAAGUGAAACUUGAAAAUCCAUCGGAAUUGCCAAUGGAUGGCAAUGCCUACAAUGGCAUCCACUCCAGACAUCCGCAGAUGCAGCAGUUUCGGCAACAACAACUUGCUGCAAUGUCAAAUGUCCAAGCUCAAUCUAGCAAUCAGUUCAGGCAGUUGACAUCUAUGCAAAUUCCUCAAAUGCAUUCACCGAAUAUGGGCGUUGUUAGGGCUCAACCAGUGAAGGUGGAAGGUUUUCAGGAACUGAUGGGCGGAGAUGCUUCUUUAAAACACGACUCUGAGGAAAAUAAGCUAACCUCCGCAACUGGUAAAUAACUCGCUAACUUUUCUAACAUAUCAAGCAAAUUGCUUCAGCAUCUUAUUGCUGUCGAAAGAUAUGCUUAAUUUGUGUAUAUGCUAAUUUAGACUCCACAGUUCAAUAGUUUCAACUUUCAAGAACAGAAAAGGAUUGCUUUGUGCCAAUUAUAGUUAGUGUCCAUACUUCAGUUGAUCCAUGUUUUACUUCUCUUGAUAUAUUGUAAAAUUAUGCUCUGGAGACACAAUAUAAGGAAAAAUCAGAGUUAAAGUUUUAUGCGGUUAUUAAA